Messenger RNA from Stegodyphus dumicola, 1052 nucleotides. RefSeq names its product heterogeneous nuclear ribonucleoprotein R-like. NCBI's taxonomy places the organism in Eukaryota, Metazoa, Arthropoda, Arachnida, Araneae, Eresidae. Gene Ontology annotation, molecular function: RNA binding. The record is from RefSeq and is a predicted model, not a curated record.
GUUUCUUGGAAUAUGAAUCUCAUAAAGCAGCUUCUUUAGCCAAAAGAAAACUGGGCACAGGUCGAAUCAAAGUUUGGGGCUGUGAUAUCAUUGUUGAUUGGGCCGAUCCCCAAGAAGAGCCAGAUGAAGAAACAAUGUCAAAGGUUAAAGUUUUAUAUGCACGAAACCUGACAGCAGAUCUCACAGAAGAAAAACUUAAGGAAAUGUUUGAAGCCUAUGGAAAAGUGGAUCGAGUGAAAAAAAUAAAAGACUAUGCCUUUAUUCAUUUUGCGGAAAGAGAUGCUGCUGUUAAAGCUAUGGAUGAAGUCAAUGGGAAGCAGUUCGGAGGUUCUACUGUUGAGGUGUCUUUAGCUAAGCCCCCCUCGGAUAAGAAGAAAAAAGAAGAGGUUUUAAGAAAUAGAGAAAGGAGAAUGAUGCAGACUUUAGGCCGGGGUGGAAUGAUGGUUGGAAUGUUACCUACCCCUCCACGGGGUCGCGGUGGAAGAGUACCUCCAAAUGCUCCUAGAAAUUUUGAUUAUGAUUAUGACUAUUAUGGUUAUGGAGAAUAUCCUGCCGGUGGUGGUGGAGGGUAUGGCGAACCAUAUUAUGAUGAUUUCUAUGCUCCACCAUUUGAUGACUAUGGAUAUGAUUAUGGUUAUGCUACUCCACCUCGGCCAUAUGCAUCACGUGUACCUCCACCUCCACCACCCCCAGAAAGAGUUCCACGAGGAGGAGGAAGAGUUGCCCGAUCUGCUCCUCCACGAGCUUCAUCUGCGCGUUCUAGGGGAACGACAAAUCGUGGUCGUGGUGUCCGAGGAACAGCACGUGGAGCUGCAAAGCCUACGCCGCGUGGUGGUAAACUCAGGGGAAAUAUGGCUGUGGAUAUGUACAACCAUAUAAUGUGACAGAUGAGCUAGAAGUGAAACUGCUGGAAGACUGAAAUGAUCUGUAGUUUUUUACUGUAUGACCUUCUGGCAGAACAGCUGAAGUAUUUUACUCUUGUCCAUAGAAAAAAUUGCUGUGAUGAAGCUGCCUGCCAGUGACUUUGAAUAAUAAAUGUUCGUUUUUAAGUA